UUAGCUGGUAGUCAGGUAGUAAAUAAAAAUGAGCCUAUGUUUAUAUCGAGGUCAGAAGCUUUUAAAUUUGCUGUUGGAGAUGUGAUAACACUUCCAUGCGAGGUUACACACCCAGGAUCUUUCGUCUUGGCAUGGAAACGUGGCAUUGCCAUCCUGACAGCGGGUCAAAUUAAAGUUUCGCCAGAUCCUAGAGUAAGAUUAGUUAAUGGAUAUACUUUACAAAUCCGGGAUGCUGUUCCGUCAGAUGCUGGAGAUUAUAUUUGUCAAAUUGGCACAUUAGAGCCAAGAGAGAUAACGCAUCAUGUGGAAAUUUUGAUUCCCCCGAAAAUAAAUCAUGUCACAUCUGGGGGCCAUUUGCAAGUGAAAAAAGGAUCACCAGUGCGAUUAGAAUGUUCUGCAAGCGGCAAUCCAAUGCCGAAUAUCACAUGGACGAGGAAAAAUAAUUUGUUACCUAACGGGGAAGAGAAAUUUGUAUCAUCAAAUUAUGUAAUUGAAAACAUGGAUCGUCACAAAGGUGGAACGUAUAUCUGUACAGCGAAUAAUGGUGUGGGACAGACGGCUUCUAGUCAAAUUGCAUUACAUGUUUUAUAUCCGCCAGAAAUUGUGGUCGAAAAUGCGAUUGUAUAUUCAGGUGAAGGACAGGAAGCGACACUGAGCUGCAUUGUUCAUGGCGAAACACAACCAGAAGUUUCAUGGUUGCGGGAUACGAUGCCAAUUGAUCAACACAACGAACAUUAUGCAAUGGAGAAUCGUGGAACUCGUAACACUCUCACUAUACGUAGAGUCAAGAGUCAGGAUUUUGGAAAUUAUUCGUGCGUCGCUGAUAAUCAAUUAGGAAAGAAUAAAAAAAUCAUAACGUUGUCAGGAUUGCCAAGAGCUCCACAAUUCCGUUCGAACGCCCAAAGCCAGUGGAGGGAUAAAUACAACAUUUCAUGGACGGUCGAUUCGUAUGCGCCUAUCGAGGAAUACAAAUUGUAUUACAAGAUGCUUACCCACAACAGCGCUGGCUUCCAAAAUCAUUUAGAUGCGUCUAUGGAUACAAAAAACGUGGAUUCAUAUCCAAGUCAUGCCAAUUAUAAAGAUAAUUCCAAUACAUUCGACAGUUUCUCAUCCUAUUCGAAUGGCUAUGGCGUUUAUCAUCGUCCGACAACCGAUUGGAUUGAUUUGGUAUUGCAACCGUAUCCAUUUUCUACGCAUUACACACAAGGAAUGAGUUACACAAUUAAGAAUUUGGAGCCAGAUCAGCAGUACGAGGCGAAAGUCAUCGCUAGGAAUCGAUAUGGUUGGAGUGAUUUUUCAGAACGUUUUGUCUUCUCCACAUCACUCAUAGAUACUGAAGCGAGGGAUAUGGAAGUUAAACACUACACGAGUACAUCAUCGUCUGUUUUUAUAUCUUGGAGACUAUUAAUACUCGUGCUUAAUUUAAAGUUUGCUUUCUUUGUUAUUCAUUACACUAGGUUCCAACGCCUCGAUUAAAAACUUCAGCCAGCAAAUGGAAAUGUUUUGUUGGGAAAACGCUUGCCGUCUUCUUGAAACACAAAAGCGCAAAAAAAACAUUAUAUCUGUAAGAUAUCUUGUUUCUAAUUGAGCUUUUGAGACUUGAGGAAGCAGUUGAAGUUCAGAGGUGUUGUUUUACAAAUAUAAUGAGUAAAAUCAGUUGAUUUCUUAGCACAUGAGAACGAACGAAAGCUCAGUUCAGCAGCUUAGCGAUAACGAAAAUCGAGGGAAACGAAAUCUAUUUUUAAGAAUUUAAUUAAUUGAAUUAAGUGUAAAAAUGAAACCCACACAUAAACCUUAAAAUUGCCGUCUUGAAUUUGAUGUUGAUUCUUCUUUUGUUGUACAAUCAAAUAUGAAUAAAGGAAUAAAGUUUUAAACUCUGUAAAUAAAUUCAUAUAAGAGAGACAUCUCGUUUAAGUGGAAUCGUGCAUAUAAUUCGUUACGUUUUCAUGAGAAUAGAGAAUCACAAAACUGUUGAUUCAACUUUAGAUAUUAUCAAUCUUUUUGCUACAACGUAACGUAAUAUACGGAUGACUCUCCACCGUACACUUUGAGUGCAACUUUGAUUCUCAUUGUAUGAAUCUUAGCAAAUGCUAACACAAACGACUAUCUGCGAAUGAUUUCAUGAAUAAUUUAUUUAAUUUUAUUAUUCAUAGUCUUGAAAUCGAGUAUUUUUGUAAUUCAGAAUAUGAGGAUACAAGGUGAUUGUUUAAAUAAAUGUCAAAAUACUUUAGUGGUAGCAUUAAUCUGCGUAUGACGAUGCUGGUGGGCAUUUUUACGCUUCUUUCCCAACAACGCGUUGCCAAGAUAAAAACUUAAUGUUGAGUAAUCAAAUGAACAAUUUUCAUUUUUUUCUCUCAUAUUUUACCCUUUCGUAACACAUUUACAUAACGAUACCCUUUUAUAGAUGUGUAGCAUAGAGUUGAAUCAAAAAAGAAGCAUGUAAAAUAGUGAAAAAGAAGAGAACAUUAAACAUAAAUGGUAAAUUUUGUAUAAAAAAUAAUUUAUAAAAGUUUAUAUUAUUAAUUAAGUACCAAAAGUUUAUAUUAUAGCACUAUCAAUAAAAAUGUAUUGUCGAUUGUCGAUGAA
Clunio marinus is the source of this 2586-nucleotide messenger RNA. The record is from the annotation of a GenBank genome assembly. NCBI's taxonomy places the organism in Eukaryota, Metazoa, Arthropoda, Insecta, Diptera, Chironomidae.